Messenger RNA from Mesorhabditis spiculigera, 1131 nucleotides. NCBI's taxonomy places the organism in Eukaryota, Metazoa, Nematoda, Chromadorea, Rhabditida, Rhabditidae. The record is from the annotation of a GenBank genome assembly.
AUGCCGCCCAAGCCAGCUCCUUCUAAGAAGGUCGACGCUAAGAAGAAAGAAAAGGUCAUCGAAGACAAAACGUUUGGCCUGAAGAACAAGAAGGGCGCCAAGCAGCAAAAGUUUGUGCAACAAGUCACGAAUCAGGUGAAGCAAACGUCCGUUGCGAAACAACAGGAAUUGUUGAAGAAAAAGGCCAAGGACGACGAGCUUGAUGAUCUCAACAAGCUUCUGAAGCCCGUGGCCACUCAACAAGUUGCCAAAGAUGUCGAUCCGAAAUCGAUCUUGUGUCUCUUCUUCAAACAAGGGAUGUGUCAGAAGGGCAACAAGUGCAAGUGGAGUCACGAUUUGGCGAUCGAGCAAAAGGUCGUGAAGCGAAAUCUCUAUGUUGACUCGCGUGAUCUCAAAGAAGGAGAAACUGAAAAUAUGGACGACUGGGACGAAGAGAAGCUUGCUGAUGUCGCAGAGCAAAAGCACGGCGAAGCAGAUAGGAAACGGCCAAACCAGACUGACAUCGUCUGCAAAUAUUUCAUCGAAGCCGUGGAGAACUCGAAAUACGGGUGGUUCUGGCAGUGUCCAAACGGGGCGACCUGUAUAUACCGACAUGCUCUCCCUCCAGGCUACAUCUUGAGAAAGGACCGUAAGACGUUAGAAGACUUGAAGAAACAGGACGAAGUCUCACUUGAAGAAUUGAUUGAAAAAGAGCGGUCCGCGCUUAGCUCGAAGAAUCUGACCAAAGUGACCUUACAAACGUUUAUCGCCUGGAAGAAGCGGAAGUUGCGCGAAAAGAAGAAGGCUGAUGAAGAAGCGGAAAAGGCGAAACAAGCUAAGGCCAAGAUGGGCAAACACGGCGGCAUGUCCGGGCGUGAUCUCUUCACGUACAAUCCCGACCUCAUCCAAGAUGACGACGAAGCAGACGACGUCGCUUAUGAGCGCGAGAUUGAAGAGGGAGACGAGAAUGCCGGCCCCGUCUUCGAGAUCGAUGAGAACACUUUCUUCGGGGUGGACGGCAUGGAUGUGGAUGGUGCGGAUGAGCCUGGACCCAGUGAAACCGCCGAUGGAGUCGCGAAAAUGUCAAUCGACGCCGACCUGUUUGACGCCGACGGUGUUGACGAGCUCGAUAGCGAUUCUGACGAGGAAGAU